AUGACCCGAAAGAAAAUGGACACCGAUCUAAAAGCAUUGAUCGAGCAGAUCAAUAGGAACACCGCUGCUCAGAAGGAGCAGAACAGGAGAUGGAGACAGGAGAGCGGCCUAACAGAGCUGGAGCUGCUGUUCCAAAAGUGGGAGCAGGACAAGGAGCUGUUCCUGUCACCGGAGCCACCGGCUGAAAUCAAGGGAGAGGAGGUGCUGUCUCCCGAGCCAGAGGAGGUGAAGAGCGCACCUCCACCACAGCUCCAUCCUGCAAUCCCGGAAGCUCCUCCGGCGCUGGUCAGUCAAGUCCCUUACCCCUUGCUCUUGGACACCCUGCCAGUCUGCCUAGACCUCCCUGCGCUAGACCUGGAACCCAGGAGUCUGAACCAUUGGCCACAGCUCUGCCCUGGUUCCCUACUCCGCUCUCUCCAAGCACCGAGAUGUCGCUGGGCUGCUGCCAGACGUCGCUGGUGCUCCCCCUGUUCACUGCUUCAAUCAACCUGGGUGAUCAGACAUCACUACGCCGGUCCCCAGUUGAAGACCUCUGCCAGCUGCUGCAUCCUCCUGUUCCCCGGCAGUCGCUUCAGUCGUCCCUGUCAUCCCGGUGGGGUCCUGUGUCGCCGGUUUGCAGUCCCUCACUGGAAGUGCCGGAAGGACCGACCCACCCUCAAGCCCGCCCGUGGAAAAGGGCAAAGAUUAAAGAAAAUUUUCUCAGGGAAAACAGCUAAGAUAAUUGGUGGACUGUGCCAUGGUCGUUUAGAAGUGAGCCGGGGUGGAGUCUAUGGCACAGUGUGUUCCAAGUCUUUUGACUCCAGAGAUGCAGAUGCUGUCUGUAGAGAACUGAACUGUGGCAUUUCCAAAGCUGUGUUGUCCGGAGCCGACCCUGGAGACAGUAAAACCCUGAUAUGGACAAACGAGAUCCUGUGCCAGGGCAGUGAAGAAAACCUAGCCUACUGCCAAACCUCAGAGACUGAGCAGCAAAACUGCACACAUGCACACGACGUCAGCAUCAUCUGUACUGGGUACACUGGGUACAGGCUGGUCAAUGGCAGUGACCAGUGUUCUGGUCGAGUGGAGCUGGAGUACGCCAGCCAAUGGCACACAGUCUGCGAUCAGAACUGGGACCUGCAGGAUGCCACAGUACUCUGCCAGCAGCUGAACUGUGGGUAUGCUGUGACUGUCCCAGGACAGGCCCAGUUUGGGAAAGGCAGUGGCCCUGUACUGACCGAUAUAUUCGACUGUGAAGGCACCGAGACCGAGUUACUGAAGUGUCCCAUCUCUACGCGAGGACACAGUACAUGCACUCGUGGUAAUGAUGCAGGAGUUAUCUGUGCAGCUCAGGCAGGUCCAGUCAGGCUGCUUGGUGGACCAGGGGUCUGUGAAGGCCAGGUGGAAGUUUACUAUAACAGGACGUGGGGGAGAGUUCUCCCCGACUCCUGGAGCAGCACAGAGGCCUCGGUGGUGUGCAGAGAGCUGGGCUGCGGGAUUGCUUUGAUCCCAGCCUCUAACUCCUCUCGAUACGGGACGGGUCACAGUGGCGUGUGUCUGACAGGUAUCCACUGCAGCGGGGACGAGACCCACCUGAGGAACUGCAGCCGUCCACAGCCAGUCCCCUGCAACACCAGUAACAGCGCGGCCGUGCUCUGCACUGGUGAGUACAACACAGAUCACAUGGCUCUCAGGCUGGUUGGGGGAGGAGGUGACUGUGCUGGGAGGGUGGAGGUUUAUCAAAACGGCUCCUGGGGGACGGUCUGCGAUGACUCCUGGGACCUGGCAGACGCAGAGGUGGUGUGCAACCAGCUCCAGUGCGGGGCGGCCCUCAGUGCCACAGCCUCCUUCGGACAGGGAACCGGACCCAUCUGGCUGGACGAGCUGCGCUGUCAGGGGAACGAAUCAGCUCUGUGGGAGUGUGCCUCGAGAGGGUGGGGGCAACACGACUGCCAACACAAGGAGGAUGCAGGGGUCAUGUGUUCAGAGUUCAAGCAGCUUAGACUGGUUAGUACUGAGUUUGACUGUGCGGGACGUCCAGAGGUCUUCUACAAUGGCACCUGGGGUGCUAUCUGCAGCAAUGGGAUGGGAGCAAUCGCAGCGACAUUUAUAUGCCGUGAGCUGAACUGCGGAGAGACCGGAUCUAUUAAACCUCAGUCUGAAACGAGCUCCGGUCUCAAAUGGCUUGAUAAUAUUACAUGCAAAAAGCACGACACCUCACUGUGGCAGUGUUUGUCCUCGCCUUGGGGACAGAACACCUGUGAGGACAGUGAUGUGGAGGACAUUGUUUGUUCAGGUAAACGGGAAAAAACUACAACCAACAGCUCAAAAACUUGUACCGAAGACCCCACCCAGGAGCAGUGCUUUGAUCCAGCAACACUGCGGCUGGUUGGAGGCUCCAGUCGCUGCUCCGGACGGGUAGAGUUGCUGUACGGGGGCUCCUGGGGGACAGUCUGCGAUGACUCCUGGGACCUGAGGGAUGCCCAGGUUGUGUGCAGGCAGCUGGGCUGUGGGGCAGCGGUGAGUUCAGUGGGAGAGGCUGAGUUUGGAGAAGGUGUUGGCACCAUCUGGCUGGACGAGGUGAACUGCAGGGGCAGCGAGCUCCAUCUAUGGGACUGCCGGCACUCUCUCCUGGGAGACAGCGACUGCAAACACAAGGAGGAUGCAGGGGUUAUCUGUGCAGGGGAUUCAGGUCCCCCCAAGCCAAGGCAGAUUCCUCAGGUUCAGCAGAUUCCUCAGUCCUUUCUAGUGGUUGCCUGCAUCAUACUGGGAGCUCUGCUGUUUGUGGUCUUCAUCCUCUUUGGAGGGCAGCUAGUGAAGAACAGGGUGCUGAGGAGAGGGCUUGCUGAGAGGGAACUCGCUGAUUCCCACUUCAAUGAACCACUCUAUGAGGAGAUCGAGUACAAACUGGCCAGGCAGGGAACCUACAGCUACCCCAGGAGCGGGAGUUUCUUUGAGGAUGAUGAUCUGCGCUAUGAUGAUGUGGACGAUACUACAGGAAGCCUCGCUGCAGGAAGUCUGUCUUCUGGUAACCUGCCGUAUGAUGAUGUAGGGUACAGUGACGGGAACUCAAUUGCAGGUUCUGAGAAUUCCCUGGCUGUUCUACCCACUGCAGACCCCCCCUCCCCUGAAGACACUGUCUAUGAUGAUCUCUGCAGUGAGUCUGCAAGCCUUGAGGAAACAGAGAGGGAGUGA
Messenger RNA from Acipenser ruthenus (sterlet), 3171 nucleotides. RefSeq names its product antigen WC1.1-like. The coding region runs from base 1 to 3171 and encodes 1056 amino acids. The record is from RefSeq and is a predicted model, not a curated record. Gene Ontology annotation, cellular component: membrane. The transcript is spliced from 15 exons. NCBI's taxonomy places the organism in Eukaryota, Metazoa, Chordata, Actinopteri, Acipenseriformes, Acipenseridae.